Messenger RNA from Danaus plexippus (monarch butterfly), 957 nucleotides. RefSeq names its product coagulation factor IX-like. Gene Ontology annotation, molecular function: serine-type endopeptidase activity. The record is from RefSeq and is a predicted model, not a curated record. The transcript is spliced from 8 exons. NCBI's taxonomy places the organism in Eukaryota, Metazoa, Arthropoda, Insecta, Lepidoptera, Nymphalidae. Gene Ontology annotation, biological process: proteolysis. The coding region runs from base 1 to 933 and encodes 310 amino acids.
AUGUUAAGAAACAAUCUGACAUCACACUGUCAAAUUAAAACGUUUUUAAAAACGAUUAUUUACUUAAUAGUAACCUUUUGUUUUUUAUAUAUAGCUGAAGGUUUGGUCGUACCAAAUAAUUCCUUAGAGUAUGUAAGACGACAAUCGGGACAUGGAUCCAGGGAAGUGGAUUUGGGCGAAAUCAAACAUCAUGUAUUUAUUUGUUAUCUUCACAAUAAAUGGAAGUUAAUAUAUAAAGCCUUCUGCUCAGGAAGUAUUAUUACUGAAAGAAGGGUGCUUACAUCUACACACUGUUUUCUUACAAACAGAAAAAGAAGAAAACGUAACUUCAAUAAAUUAAGAAUAGCGGCUGGUCUGUUGACUACUUUCGCGAAGCAACCGAUAUCAGAUGGAAAUCAGCAAUGGAGAUCUAUCGGACAUCUUUAUACCCAGCGGUUUUAUAGAUUCCCUGCGUAUAACUUGGCUGUAGUUGAAGUAGAUACGCCUUGGGUAAUGAAUGAUAUUGUCAAUAAAAUUCCGUACACUAAAUGGAACCAAAAUUUUGAUGGGCUUUGUACAGGGAUAGCCUUGAAAUCUACAACGAGUUGGUCGCAAUCAAAGACACUACAUAAGGUCUCCUUAACAAUUAUCGAAAAAAUUAGUUGCGAGCACAGAUUAUUAAGAAAUUGUGAUCUGUAUUAUUGCACCAAGUACGAUGUUAUGAAGUUGACUUCAACAGCAGCUGAAGGCGGUGGACUGGUUUGUCAUGGAACGGAAGACCCAUUAGAAGACCCACAUUUGGGAGUUUUAGUUGGUGUAACAUCACUCAUUAACAUAGGACUGCCUUCUUUACAUAACAGGAUUGGCCUGUACUAUCAGUGGGUCACGGAUAAUCAGACACACGCCAAAUUGAGCUCCUAUGUUGUCUUAACUUAUAUUCUAGUAUUUUUUUGAAACUGAUAUAAAAAAAAAACGAAA